CCACGUAGAAGACCACUGUUCCUUGAGUAUACAAACGUUUUUUAAAACGCAAAAUAAAUAAAACAAACAGUUGUGUAGCUAGACCAACCAAGAUAUGACUUCUGGAGCGGUAUUGUUCAAAUCAGUUAAAAGAAAUCAUGUCCGACUACAGAAACAUCGGCGUGCGACAAAUAACAGAUGCGAGAGAAAGUCGGAGCAGAACUUUCAAAGUUGCCCCGAAGAAAAUGAAAACAAAGAGGCACAUGAUCGGAUUCAAACAGUCACAAUCUCCUUCUUGUCAUAAUUCCCACAACUGUCGCAAAGAUUUUACAACCCCAAAACGAAGACCAAGAGUCAGAUUCAACGGUUCCUACGGAGGAGAUUCGCCUAAUGAGACUGAAUCCCUGCAAGAUAUCAUCUGGGAUCCAAACUCACCCACGCAAGACUUGAAUGGACAAGGUGAUGGGAGAGUCAUUGAAAUAUCAGAGAUUGUCAACAGAAUUGCACCGACAGUUGAGAAAGCCAAAGAUGGAGACUCGGUGCUCCAGUGGAUUGGAGACAGUGCCAUUGCCUGCACUCCAGAGAUCCGACAGCCCAGAGUCAGGAGGAUCUCCACACGGCAGAGCAAUGUUGAGGACCUGAAGAAACUUGCAAAACAGUUUGACAUCAGUAUGACUCGCCAGGAUAAAGAGAAGGAACAAAAAAGCACAGAAGGAAGAAAUAAACUUAAUAAGCUACAAAGUGAUGGUGCAAUUACAAUGCAGAGAUCAACAUCAAACCCAGUCUUGUCCGCACAGCUAACCGACUGCUCGUCGCUUGAAGAAGAAGAGCAGGAGCUUCAGGCGCUGUUUGAUGGUCCCACUCAGCAUGUAAGUGGGAGACUGAGCCCACCAUCAGUCAACUCCACACCAGAAAACAAAACUGAACCUGUAGCUCAGGCUGAACUGAGAAUGAGUUCUGCAGCUACAAAUUUUGACGAUGACUGGGAAAAUGACGACCUGCUGAAUGACUCCUUUGUGUUGGAAAUGACACAGAAUCCAGUUCCUAUGAAUGUAGCUCAAAAACGAAGCACUGCUCGGCCUGAACCUUCCACUAAAAAAUGCAGUUUUGUGACCAAGAUUAAUCAAUCUAAUGCCAGAAGCAUCUGCACAGAGGGUCAACAGAGUACCAGCAAAAGCAGCACCUUUACCAAGACACUUCCUAACGUCAAAGCAUCAAAUCAAAGCACUUUUAGGCCGAAGCCAUCCACUUCUGCCAAUAAUCAAAAUACUGAGAAGCUGCUAAAGACUGCACCUGUGAACCAAGCAAACCAGCAAGCUUGCUCAUCUCAGGAUGUAAGAAAAGGAGUGAUUGAUGAAGCAUCCAAAAGCAGUGGAGCUUCAAGUCAGGCCUCUUCUUGUCAGUUUGAUGGGGUUUCAGAAGAAGACAUGAAGUCUCUGUUUGAUUCUGACGGUCUGUGGAAUGAUGAAGAUGACGAUCUGCUUUUCAAGGUUUGCGACGAUGUGGAGAAGUUAUCUGCCAGUCAGGAACAGCAAAAACUUGCACAUGAAUCUAAAAGCUCUGCUUCUAAAGCACCUUCCUCUUCCAACACUAUUGGCCAACAACAAGAACCCACAAAGUCCACAAGAGUCUUUGCUCGCUCAAAUUCAGUACCAUGCACAAGUAACAGCUCUGGGUUUAAACUAGGAUACAGUGUAUUACCAACUUCUGAAAGUUCCAGCUCUGGUUCUGGGAAUCAGAGCGCUCAGUAUUAUGGGCAUGCACAAAACAAAUCAGACUUAGCACACAAGACUGUAGUCAGAGCCAUGGGCUCUUCAGAGACUGGAGGAAAUACUUCUAAAUCUCAUUAUACGUUCAAGAGACAUCUGUCAGACUCCAUGACGCUCUCCAACAAAGUUUUUAUUUCUUCCCAUGCGACACCCAAGUGUUCAGCUGCUGAGAUUGAGAGGAAAAAACAGGAAGCCAUUGCGAGGAGGAGAUUACGGAUGCAGGCCAGCCAAAAACAUGGAGCACCUACAUAAGAGCCGGUACUCUACCGAAUGCAUUGGGCUGAAAAGGACUUAAUUAUGGGAUUAUGACACUGUAACUGUUUCAAUGUAGCGACAGAAGAGCUAAACACUAAUUUGUUUCUUUUAAGUAGUGUUGUCAUGAUAUUAGAUAUCAAUCAGUACUGAAAUUUUAAAAACGUCCAUUUCCCGCUAACAUUUCAGCGUGUUUUUAAACAGCUGAUUUGCCAUUGUGUUCACAUGCUCAACAGAAAUAACUGGGGUUGGCCUUGAAGGUCAUCAGUUUACCGAAUUCACCACUGAUUACUGAGUGUAACAACAGAUACUGGGAUGCUGAAGUGUUUUAAAGUCCUGAAGAUCAGCUGGUCUAUUUAUAAUCUGGCAUACGAGUGUUCUGCUAAUGAAUCGACUGGUCUUCAUGGCUUUAAAAAAGCUCCAGUGUCCCUGUAUCUGUGGUUACACUCGGAAAACAGUGGUGAGUUCGGUGAACUGAUGACCUUCAAGUACAAUCCCAGUUAUUUCUGUUGAGCAUGGGAACACAAUGGAAAAUCAGCUGUUUUUAAGAACGUGCUCAAAUGUUAGCGAGAAAUACAAAUUUAAGAUUUAAGUAUCGAUUGGUAUCGAAUUCCAGUAUCGUGCCGGUUCUCUACCAAAUGCAUUGGGUUAAAAAGGACUUAAUUAUGGGAUUAUGACACUGUAACCAUUUCAAUGUAGCGACAGAAGAGCUUAUCACUAAUUUGUCUCUUUUAAGUAGUGUUGUUACGAUUCUGGAAUUUGCUACCAAAUGGUAAUGAAAUUUAAAAAACGUCCAUUUCCCGCUAACAUUUUGACUGCGUUCUUUUACACCGCUGAUUUGCCAUUGUGUUCAAGUGCUCAACAGAAAUGACUGUGAUUGACCGUGAAGGUCAUCAGUUCAUCAAACUCACCACUGUUUACUGAAUGUAACUAAAGAUACAGGGACACUGGAGCGUUUUAAAGCCACAAAGAUCAGCUGGUCUGUUUAUAAAUGUUUAUAUAUACAUACGAGCGAUCCGCUGAUGAAUCGACUGAUCGUCAUAGUUUUAAAAAGCUCCAGUGUCUUUGUAUCUGUGGUUACACUCAUUAAACAGUGGUGAGUUUAGUGAACUGAUGACCUUCACGGCCAAUCACAGUCAUUUCUGUUAAGCACAUGAACACAAUGGCAAAUCAGCGCUGUUUAGAAACGUGCUCAAAUGUUAGCAAGAAAUAGACGUAUUUAAGAUUUCAGUACAGAUCAGUAUCAAAUUCCAGUAUCGUGACAACACUACUUAUACGAAAAUGUUACUUGAAGAUAUCUUCUGAAUAAUGUACCAAAUGGGUGGAGUACCACAAAACAAGCAAUUUCUUGCACAUUAUAGUUCCAAUAUUACAACCCAGUAUUGUGAGUAACAUUAACGUCUGAUGUCUUCACAAUUUUUGAUGAAACGUUUUUACCGUGUGCCAUCUAAAUUGUGUUAGAACUGAUCCUAGAUUUCGGAUUAUGGCUCAGUAUGUCAACUUUUAUUCACUCAUUCUUGAAGAUGUAAAAAAAACUUGAAUUUUUUUUGUCAAUCAAAACCUAAAGGUCCUGGCGAUCUUGUCUGUGUGUUAUCUUUAUGUUUUCCGUUCAACACAAUUGUGUUUCAGUAUUAAAAGAAGCAAACGAAAAUAAGAAGCUUGACAUUGUGUAUUGUUGCCUUCAGAAGCCUUUAUUAAAACAUUUCCAACGUCGAA
Danio aesculapii is the source of this 3716-nucleotide messenger RNA. RefSeq names its product ETAA1 activator of ATR kinase b (gene etaa1b). The transcript is spliced from 6 exons. Bases 138 to 2000 code for a protein of 620 amino acids. The record is from RefSeq and is a predicted model, not a curated record. Lineage: Eukaryota; Metazoa; Chordata; Actinopteri; Cypriniformes; Danionidae.